AGAUCUGGUUUCCAGAUGUUUCAAUAGAGUGUAGGCAGCUGCUAGCAGACGAGCUGUAACAGAGAGCAUUUACAGUCUAAGUGCUCAAACACAAGAGAUGAUCGUGUUAACUCUCUUGUUUGCCUUGGUGUGGGACAAAGUGCAAAGUUGGGGAUUCAAGGAUGGAGUCCUGCAUAAUUCCAUUUGGCUAGAGCGAGCAGCUGGAGUGUAUCACAGGGAGGCGCGAACUGGAAAAUAUCAGCUCACCUAUGUAGAAGCAAAAGCUGUGUGUGAGUAUGAAGGAGGACGUCUAGCCACAUACCAGCAGCUGGAGGCAGCACGAAAAAUAGGUUUUCAUGUGUGCGCUGCUGGCUGGAUGGCUAAGGGCAGAGUUGGCUAUCCCAUCGUGAAAGCUGGAUCAAACUGUGGGUUCGGAAAGACUGGCAUUAUUGACUAUGGGUUUCGGCUCAACAGAAGUGAGAGAUGGGAUGCCUAUUGCUACAACCCUAAUGGAAAAGAAUGUGGUGGAAUCUUUACAGAUUCAAAGCACAUCUUUAAGUCACCAGGCUACCCCAAUGAAUAUGAAAAUGGACAGAUCUGCUACUGGCACAUUAGACUGAAGUAUGGGCAACGAAUUCAUCUACAGUUCCUGGAGUUUGAUGUUGAAGAUGACACUGCCUGCAUGGCUGAUUACUUAGAAGUAUAUGACAGCUAUGAUGAUGUCACUGGCUUUGUGGGCAGGUACUGUGGGGAUGAACUACCAGAUGAUAUCAGCAGCACAGGAAAUGUCAUGACCUUGAAGUUUUUGUCAGAUGCCUCUGUGACAGCUGGUGGCUUUCAAAUUAAAUAUAUUGCUGUAGACUCACCCUCAAAACCAAGUGAUGGAAAAAAUACAACUUCACAAGGAAAAAUAAACUUCUUACCUGGAAAAUUUGGCAUUAUGUAAACAGACAGAUCAAUAGAGAAUGGAACUGAAAGGUAAUGCUAUUAAAGACAGAUAUCAGAAUUCACGUUAGAUAUUGUCAACUACGUUACAGGAAUAGCAGCUGCUACAGCCAUUUUUCCUUUUGUCUUUCUGAGUCUUUUUUAUUUUUGUUUUUAAAACACUUCUUUAUAAAGUGUAUUGGGAAAUUACUUUGAAAACUGUACUUAAAUGAUAAACUAUUAUUCUCUAGAUCACAAAGAGUGAGUGAAACUAAAGGAUUUAUUCUCAUAGGGCAUGUCUACACACUGCCCUACAGUGACGUAGCAAUGCGCUAUGUCGCCAUAUGGUGCGCUACAGCAAUGUAGUCAUCACGUGGGUCUACACAUGAUCGCCAGCUAUGUCGCCAUAGCAGCAUACUCCCCCCCAGUAUAGUGCACACACCGCUACAAUGAUGUAGCAGUGAAAUCUAACCGUGUGCCGCAUGCACAGUGCAGUAAGCACCCGUACUGCACUGUGCUUUAGCACUUCCAAAAGGAAAUACUAAAGCAUAGCGCUGUAGCAACAUUGUUGUAUGGCAAUAUGUAGACAUGCCCAUAGGUGUCCUAACUAAUCCUUUUUUAGCAUAAUUCACUCUUUUUUUUCUCCUCAGCUCUUGUGUCAUGUCACUGAAGGAUGUUUCUGUAGGGGGACUAACAUUCAAUCAGAGCAAUUCAUCUCUUACAUUUUUCUUACUUUUCUUUUGUACCUAUGUAUUUAGUGCUGUUCAGACUUUGUUUUCCCUAGUCUUGGUUUUUUUUUUUUUUUGGAACACUUUUGAAAACUAAUCACUUUCCCUGGAUCCAGGAAGCCCUUAAAGCAACCCUCACUCCAUGGUAGACUGCUUCACAGUUUAAAUGCAUCUUGAGAGUUGGCCUCCUGAGCCCACAGUUGGAGAAUCUGAGGUAUCUGAAGCCAAAGAUUAUGAACCAGCAUGACAAGCACAUCUAUUAUUGUAUUGUCCUCAUCAUGUUAUUGUGAUCUGAGUUGUAAACAAUUAAGCAGAGUUUGUCAUGUCUUCCUUGCCUAGUGCCAGACCAUUCCAAGUAUUUUCACUUCUCAGACUUUACCCAUUAAUGAUGAAAUAUUCUCUGAUACCUGGGAAAACUGGGAAACUAAUGCACCAAAUUAAACUGCCUAUUGACCACUAGUAAACCCUUCUUCAAGAUACUGACUACAUGUUAUAUUUUGUUCAUACCAAGAAGACUCACUAUACUGACUGAGAAAAACAUUGAGCAUUUUCCAUGUUUUUAACUUUCUGUUAAACCCUUGAGCCCAACAUAUCAUUAAAUCUACCUCUUUUUCAAUUAUGUCCAGAA
Messenger RNA from Alligator mississippiensis (American alligator), 2259 nucleotides. RefSeq names its product TNF alpha induced protein 6 (gene TNFAIP6). Gene Ontology annotation, biological process: negative regulation of inflammatory response; cell adhesion. Gene Ontology annotation, molecular function: hyaluronic acid binding. NCBI's taxonomy places the organism in Eukaryota, Metazoa, Chordata, Crocodylia, Alligatoridae. The transcript has 6 exons. The record is from RefSeq and is a predicted model, not a curated record. Bases 98 to 925 code for a protein of 275 amino acids.